Messenger RNA from Ricinus communis (castor bean), 1636 nucleotides. Its product is annotated as LOB domain-containing protein 1. NCBI's taxonomy places the organism in Eukaryota, Viridiplantae, Streptophyta, Magnoliopsida, Malpighiales, Euphorbiaceae. The transcript has 2 exons. Bases 590 to 1195 code for a protein of 201 amino acids. The record is from RefSeq and is a predicted model, not a curated record.
AUAUUCAAUCUAUGUAUAAUAAUAUAAAAAUCUAGUCCUUAUCAAUAAGGCAGUUUAGUAGUUUUAAUCAUAAGAAUCUAAAUAACAUCUAAAUUUUGAAUUUUCUUUUAUUUAUAAAUGAAAUAUUAAUUAAAACUUAUCACCACCAUUAUGCACAGGGAGGGAUAAGCGACCGUUACCUUAUUAUAUAGCUACCGUCUAAUAAAAAUAAUAAAAAAGAAAAAGAAAAAAGGGAUUUACCAUAUGUUUUCUUGUCAAACCGCUAGACCUUUCCUACCAUAAAAUCCAAACAGAUACAAACCUAACGAACUAAAUUAGAAGGAAAAGAGAAAAACGGAAGAAAGAAAACGCGCGCCAGCAGCCACGCAACUAAUAUAUUAUAAAUAAAUAAAUAAAAAAGGAAAAUAGGAAAUUCAACGGAUGACGUAGCAUUCAAUAGAAGAUGACGAAACACAGACCUCUGCUUUCUCUCUAUAUAUACCUUCCAUUUCUUGACUCUUUAAACCCCACCUCCACUCUCCCUCCUUCUCUCUCCUUCUUUCUUGAGUUAAUUAUUUCUUUUUGUUCUUAAAUUUUCUUGUCUUGGACUAUGGAUUGCAGUGAAGCAAUUGCUACCAUUUCUGCUAAUUCGUCUUCUCCUUCUCUUUCUAAUUCUCCUACUUCUUCAUCUUCUCCACCUUUGACUCCAGCCCCAGUAAUUCUUAGCCCUUGUGCUGCUUGUAAAAUAUUGCGGCGACGGUGUGCUGAUAAAUGCGUCUUGGCGCCCUAUUUUCCUCCUACCGAACCUGCUAAAUUCACCAUUGCUCAUCGCGUUUUCGGUGCUAGCAAUAUCAUUAAGUUCUUGCAGGAACUACCAGAGUCACAAAGGGCUGAUGCAGUGAGCAGCAUGGUCUAUGAAGCAAGUGCAAGAAUCAGAGACCCAGUUUAUGGCUGUGCAGGAGCAAUUUGCCAGCUUCAGAAACAAGUUAAUGAGCUACAAGCACAAUUAGCAAAAGCACAAGCUGAAGUAGUCAAUAUGCAAUGCCAGCAAGCUAAUCUUAUGGCCUUAAUUUACAUGGAAAUGGCACAAUCUCCUCAGCAAUCAUCAGAACAAUCCAUCGACGACUUCAUCACCACUCCUCAAAGCUACCAGAGCAACCCCUGCUUCCUUGACGAGAGCAAUUUAGGGACGAUGUGGGAGCCUCUCUGGACAUAAUUUAAUGAUAAAAUCACAGCUUAAUUAGUAAUUAGCAGUAUCCUUAAAGGAUAAAAAAAAAAAGAAAUUAAUGUUCCAAUGAAGUUCUCCUAACCCUAAGGCAAGAAGAUGGGAAGGAGAAGUCUAAGGUCAUUAAUUUUCUUUAUUUUAAUAAAUUCUUAAUUAACUUAAUUAUAAUUGGAUUAUAGGUAAUUAAUAGUGUGUAAUGAAUCUGGGAGGGAAAAAUUAAAAAAUUUAUGUAAGCUCUAAGAUCUAAUCUCUUUGUAAAAGCUGAGACAAAGCAGAUUGGCCUUCUUUCUUUCUUUUUUUUUUUUUUUUUCUUUAUCUUUUUCCUUCCAUGUAAUCUUUAAUUUUAUAAAUUACUUAGGUAAAAAGAGAUGCCUUUAUUCUCAGUCUAUUUGUACUGAUUUACUAAAUCUUAAUUGAAUAACUUUAUGGUCA